AUGUACAUUUACCUCAUUAUUUUAAAUCUGUUGACAGUUUGGGUAAUGAUGGCUCAGCUCCAGCAAGGAGGCCCAGAUGAAAAAGAGAAGACUACUGCAUUAAAGGAUUUAUUGUCUAGAAUAGACUUGGAUGAACUAAUGAAAAAAGAUGAGCCACCACUUGAAUUUCCUGAUACUCUGGAAGGAUUUGAGUACAUUUUUAAUGAAAAAGGGCAGUUAAGGCACAUAAAAACUGGGGAGCCGUUUGUUUUCAAUUAUCGUGAAGAUUUGCAUAGAUGGAACCAAAAGCGCUAUGAAGCUCUUGGAGAGAUCAUUACUAAAUACGUUUAUGAACUACUGCAAAAGGAAUGCCACUUGAAGAAAGUAACUCUCCCAGUUGAUGCGACUGAGAGUGAACCAAAGAGCUUUAUCUUUAUGAGCGAAGAUGCAUUAACAAAUCCUGACAAGCUGUUGGUCCUAAUUCACGGUAAUGGUGUUGUCAGAGCUGGUCAGUGGGCUAGGAGACUUAUAAUUAAUGAAGAUCUGGACAGUGGCACGCAGAUACCAUAUAUAAAGAGAGCUAUUGAGGAAGGCUAUGGAGUAAUAGUACUGAAUCCCAAUGAGAACUAUAUCAAAGUGGAGAAGACAAAAGCCCAAGUACAGCUGUCUUCUGAUAGCUCAGGUGAACCUGCAGAAAAGAGGGAAAGAAAAGAUAAAAUCCAGAAGGAAACAAAGAAGCGACGUGACUUCUACGAAAAGUAUCGAAACCCACAAAAAGAAAAAGAAACUAUGCAGAUGUAUAUUAGAGAUAAUGGAUCUCCUGAAGAACAUGCAAUUUAUGUUUGGGACCAUUUUAUUUCCCAGUCAGCUGCAGAGAACGUGUUUUUUGUUGCUCACAGUUAUGGUGGACUUGCCUUUGUAGAGUUGAUGAUUCAACGAGAGGCAGAAGUAAAGAAUAAGGUAACUGCUGUGGCGUUGACAGACUCUGUUCACAAUGUGUGGCAUCAAGAAGUUGGGAAAACUAUUCGAGAGUGGAUGCGAGAGAACUGCUGCAACUGGGUGUCCAGCUCCGAGCCCCUGGACACUUCGGUGGAGUCCAUGCUGCCGGACUGCCCCCGCGUCUCUGCAGGUACAGAGCGCCAUGAACUAACUUCCUGGAAGAGUUUUCUGUCUAUUUUCAAGUUCUUCAGGGAGGCGGUGGAGGCGAAGAACAGCUCAGUGAAACCAACCCCAACGCGGCGCUCCAACAGGAUAAAAUACGAAGAAUUGUAAAAGGAGGGGAGGAAAAAAAAGAAAAACCACGACAAAAACAAAACAACAAAACACCACCAACCUCUUCGCUGCUUGUUUUCUGCAAGCAGUCUCCCAGCCCCUCAUUAGAUUGUUUUCUUCCUAGAGCACAGGGUCGUGAUGUAUACAUCUAAAUAGCGUUUUGCAUUAUUUCUAGAUGAGUGCAACUGUCAAAGCAAUAUGGGUUCACUGGUUGUGCUUCCUGUGGGCUGUAACUUGGAUUUCGUGCUGCCCAUCAGCGCGCAGAUUAAGGCUGACAGUGGUACUGCACAGUGCAGCAUGGUGCAGCUCUAAUUGCCCUGACAUAGCCCUGCACCAAGCUGAUGCCAGAAUUUAACAGCUUCGUUGUGGUCCUACUGCCUGCAGGGCUUUUUGCUGCUUCCUUCUCUUUUGCGACAGAACAAAAUUGGAAUUACUCUUUCUUAAAGACGGCUCUAACUCAGAAGUGCUAACCAGCCUGUGAUUUUACACCCAAUAGCCUUCUCUUUCUCUGGGACCAAGUGGGAUCAACUCUUGACUCUUUCAUUUUCUGCUGGUAGGAGGGUCCAAGAAGUUUGGUCCAGAUUUAUAGGAAAGCCCCUUUGUUGUAGAGAUUUUCUCCUCCUGCCGGAUCAAUGGCAUUAUCUGUAGAUCUUCUCUUCCUUUUGAAAGCUCCACUUUAAAAAAAUGCCUAUUCAUUAACUAGCUGGAUCGCACUGUGAAAUAUGUCAG
Messenger RNA from Pygoscelis adeliae (Adelie penguin), 1980 nucleotides. It is a transcript of the gene ARB2A, whose product is annotated as family with sequence similarity 172, member A. Gene Ontology annotation, molecular function: siRNA binding. Bases 1 to 1251 code for a protein of 416 amino acids. Gene Ontology annotation, cellular component: nucleus. Gene Ontology annotation, biological process: regulatory ncRNA-mediated heterochromatin formation. The transcript has 10 exons. Lineage: Eukaryota; Metazoa; Chordata; Aves; Sphenisciformes; Spheniscidae. The record is from RefSeq and is a predicted model, not a curated record.